Lentinula edodes (shiitake mushroom) is the source of this 1159-nucleotide messenger RNA. Its product is annotated as Aldo/keto reductase. The transcript is spliced from 9 exons. The record is from RefSeq and is a predicted model, not a curated record. NCBI's taxonomy places the organism in Eukaryota, Fungi, Basidiomycota, Agaricomycetes, Agaricales, Omphalotaceae. The coding region runs from base 77 to 1072 and encodes 331 amino acids. Gene Ontology annotation, molecular function: aldose reductase (NADPH) activity. Gene Ontology annotation, cellular component: cytosol.
CGGAGGCUUCCACAGCCCAGGACGAUUCCAUUGUCAAUGUAUCACAUCGAGCAUCUCCAGUUUCAUCUCAGCUCCCAUGGCUGCUGACAUUCCCCACUUUCUUCUUAGUGAUGGAACCAAAAUUCCUUCAAUAGUUGCUGGAUGGGUGCUCCCGGCGGUGCCGAAAGAGUGUACGAGAUGUGCAAGAAAGCCAUCUCGAUUGGUUAUCGUCAUUUCGACACGGCCUCAGGAUAUGGUCUGUAGGAUCGUCUCAAACUCAGAGUCGACGACAGUGAUCUUUGCCUGCGCAGCUAACGAGAAGGAAGUCGGGAAAGCUAUCCGUGAUUCCGGUAUUCCUCGCAAUGAAUUUUAUAUCACUACCAAGCUUGGUUGGCAGCAUCACCGAGUUAAAGAGUCUUUUGAGGAGAGUUUGAACAAUUUGGACUGCGAAUACAUCGACCUGUACCUGAUGCAUUGGCCUCAAGCCCUUGAACCCGGAACGAAUAAUGUUUUGCCUCCCGAAGCUAAGCCCACUAUUGUCGAUACCUGGAAGGAAAUGGAAAAGCUUCUGGGGACUGGCAAGGUCAAGACGUUGGGAGUAUCCAACUUUUCGAUCAAGACCCUUGAACAACUACUUCCUCAAUGCUCAAUCCGACCUGCCGUUAAUCAAGUGGAAAUCCAUCCUUUCUUGCCGCAAAAUGCAUUGAAAGCAUUCUGCGAAUCACAAAACAUCUUGUUAACCGCUUAUUCUCCACUCGAUCUUCCUAUUGGCCUCUUUAAAAACACCACAAUACAGAAGCUCGCCGAAAAGUUGAAGGUCGAUAUCGGCCAAAUGUUGAUUAGCUGGGGAGUGCAAAGGAAAACUGUAGUGGUCGCUAAAACGGAAAACGAGGCGCGCUUGAAGCAGAACAUAACGGUCGUGAAAUUGUCGGCCGAGGAUAUGAAGAUUCUUGAUGAAGUUCACCGAGAGUCUGGAUGUCAUCGCACUCUGUGUCAUGCUGAUCCUAGUCGAACAGGAGGUGUUCUAUUUGGAUGGACCUAUGAACAAUUGGGUUGGGACUUGGUGAAGGGUGGAAUUGUUCCUACGUACUGAUACUAGUAGCAAAGCUACUCGCUAAGGGACACCAUGUUAAAGCGUACCUAUUAAUCCCACUGAUUUUAAGGUUGACUCGCUGACUGA